UCUCUCUCUCCUAACUUUGUUUUGGACCCUGCUUUCUGUCAGCUUUGUUUUUCCUGAAACCAGAAAGAGUGAAUUGGUUCAAUAUAAUCAGAUUCUGAUUUCUCUGUGUGUUUCUUCUCUUAAACGGGGAGAGAGGAAGGAAACAUGGCAGGAAAUGAGUGGAUAAACGGAUACUUGGAGGCCAUACUCGAUGCAGGAAUCAGUGCAACCAAGUCGAGAAAGAACGGAGGAGGAGGAGGAGGCCAUGACAGAAGCUUCCGGCCGGGAAGAAUAAGUAAUAGAAAAGAGGAAUCAGAAGAAAAAGAGAGCAAGGUGGAGGAGACAAAUCUGAGUUUGUUCAGUCCCACCACCAAAUACUUUGUAGAAGAGGUUGUCAACAGCUUUGAUGAGUCCGACCUCCACCGCACCUGGAUUGCCGUAAUUGCAACAAGGAAUACACGUGAACGCAAUAACAGACUUGAGAAUAUGUGCUGGAGAAUAUGGCAUCUUGUUCGUAAAAAGAAACAGAUUGAAUGGGAUGAUGCGCAGAGGCUUGCAAAGCGGCGCAUUGAGAGAGAACAAGGGCGAAAUGAUGCCGCAGAGGACUUGUCUGAGCUUUCUGAAGGGGAGAAGGAGAAAGGGGGAGCAAAUAACCAAAAUGACCAGUCAGUAAGUGAUAAAAUUCCUCGAAUCAAUUCCGAUAUGCAGAUAUGGCCAGAUGACGACAAGUCCAAGCGCCUAUACAUUGUCUUAAUCAGCUUACAUGGAUUGGUGCGUGGAGAAAACAUGGAACUAGGAAGAGAUUCAGACACUGGUGGACAGGUGAAGUAUGUGGUAGAGCUGGCUAGGGCUCUAGCCAACACCAGAGGCAUCUAUCGUGUUGACCUCUUAACUCGCCAGAUCUCCUCUCCAGAUGUAGACUCUAGUUAUGGUGAGCCCAUUGAAAUGUUGUCAGGCCCAUCUGAUGCCGAUGAUCAGGUUGAGGGUGAUAGUUGCGGGGCCUACAUAAUUCGAAUCCCAUGCGGACCUCGUGAUAAGUACAUACCAAAGGAGUCACUCUGGCCUCACAUAUCAGAGUUUGUUGACGGGGCACUGGCCCACAUUGCCAACGUGGCAAGAGCCCUAGGGGAACAAGUAGAUGGAGGGAAGCCAAUGUGGCCCUAUGUGAUUCAUGGCCACUAUGCCGACGCCGGAGAGGUGGCAGCGCACUUGGCCGGGGCCUUGAACGUUCCUAUGGUGCUGACGGGGCACUCGCUCGGGCGGAACAAGUUUGAGCAGCUAUUGAAACAAGGCAGGCUGUCCAAGGAGGACAUCAAUUCAACAUAUAAGAUAAUGAGGAGGAUUGAAGCUGAGGAGUUGGGACUAGAUGCUGCUGAAAUGGUGGUCACUAGCACAAGGCAAGAGAUAGAAGAGCAAUGGGGUCUGUAUGAUGGGUUUGAUAUAAAGUUGGAAAGGAAGCUUAGGGUGAGAAAGAGAAGGGGAGUCAGUUGUUUUGGUCGCUACAUGCCUCGGAUGGUGGUCAUACCACCAGGGAUGGAUUUCAGCUAUGUUACAAUGCAAGAAUCAUUAGAAGGAGAUGGGGAUUUCACAUCGUUGAUCAGCUCAGACAGGAACCAGACCAAAAGACACUUGCCUCCUAUAUCGUCCGAGAUAAUGCGAUUUUUUACAAAUCCUCACAAGCCUAUGAUACUGGCGUUGUCUCGUCCGGACCCUAAGAAGAAUGUCACCACUUUGUUGAAGGCUUUUGGGGAAUGUCAUCCCCUCCGGGAGCUUGCAAAUUUGACUCUGGUACUAGGAAACAGAGAUGACAUAGAGGAGAUGUCUAGCAGCAGCUCAGGUGUUCUCACGACAGUUCUCAAGCUCAUUGACAAGUAUGACUUGUACGGCCAGGUGGCAUACCCCAAGCAUCACAAGCAAUCUGACGUCCCAGAAAUAUACCGUUUGGCUGCCAAGAGCAAGGGUGUUUUCAUCAAUCCGGCCCUAGUAGAACCUUUUGGUCUCACUCUCAUUGAGGCAACUGCUUAUGGGCUUCCUGUUGUUGCCACUAAAAAUGGAGGCCCCGUGGAUAUCCACAAGGCUCUUUGCAACGGCCUUCUUGUAGACCCACAUGACCAGAAGGCAAUCGCAGAUGCCCUACUCAAGCUCGUUUCAGACAAAACCCUCUGGUUCGAAUGUCGAAGAAAUGGCCUCAAGAACAUCCAUCGCUUCUCGUGGCCGGAGCACUGUCGUAACUACCUCUCCCAUGUUGAACACUGUAGGAAUCGGCACCCCACCACCCACCACCUUGAGGUUGUCCCAAGCGUUGCCGAAGAACCCAUGAGCGACUCACUCAAGGACAUCGACGAUCUCUCCCUGAAAUUCUCCAUUGAUGCAGACUUCAAGUUGAAUGGAGAACUUGAUGCUGCUGCUCGACAGAAGGAGCUCAUCGAUGCCUUGACCCGUCGUCGCCCUUACAAUGGCGCGGUUAGCAUCAGUCAUGGCCCGGGCAGGCGGCAAAGGCUUUAUGUAAUCGCUGUGGAUUGCUACGACGUCAACGGAGGAGGAGGUAUGGCCAACUGCUUACCGGUGAUCAUCAAGAAUGUGGCGGCAGCAGCAGGUGGCCCCGGUCGGACCGGUUUUGUGUUGUCGACUGGUUCCACACUUGCAGAGACGUUGGAGAUGUUGAGAUGUUGUCAGUUGGAGGCAGGGGAUUUCGAUGCAUUGAUUUGCAGUAGUGGGAGUGUGAUGUGUUACCCGUGGAGAGACUUGGGGGCUGACGUGGACUAUGCGGCCCACGUGGAGUACAAGUGGCCUAGUGACAAUGUGCGAGCAACGGUCAGGAGGCUUGCCAGGAUGGAUGGUGGGGCCGAGGAUGAUGUGGCGGAAUUUCUCCAGGGGUGCAGCUCUCGUUGCCUUUCUUAUUUGGUAAAACCAGGAGCCAAGACAAGGAGGAUCGAUGAUUUGCGCCAAAAGCUACGAAUGCGAGGCUUCCGAUGCAAUCUUGUAUACACGCGUGCCUCUACGCGGUUGAAUGUAGUUCCUUUGUUCGCAUCAAGGGCGCAGGCCCUAAGGUACCUUUCAAUUCGGUGGGGUAUUGAUAUGUCCAAAGUAGCAGUAUUUGUAGGAGAGAAAGGAGACACAGACUAUGAAGAUCUGCUUGUGGGCCUCCACAAAACCCUGAUUUUGAGAGGUUGUGUAGAGAAUGGAAGUGAAAAGCUCCUUCGCAUUGAGGAAGAGAGUUAUAAACGGGAAGAUGUGGUUCCACAAGAAAGCCCUAACAUAGUAUUUUUAGAAGAGGGCUAUGGUGCUAACCGCAUUUCAAGCGCCCUACAAACUCUUGGGUUCAAUUGAUUCGAGGUUCAAAAGUAUCGAUUCAAAGUAUCGAUACGUAUCAGUUUUUGAAUACACAGAUACACUAAAUACUGGGAAUUAGGACACAUGACCAUUUUUGAGGGGCAAUGCCCUUCUUAGAGAUGUCAUGGCUCAAUUCUUGAAACUUAAAAAUAAAAAUCAAAGUAUAGUGCCCCUUUGAAUUGUGCAAUACACAAUUUUUUUUCAUAUCACAUGUAUCAACACCUUGAAACUUGAAG
Messenger RNA from Nelumbo nucifera (sacred lotus), 3548 nucleotides. It is a transcript of the gene ATSPS4F, whose product is annotated as Sucrose-phosphate synthase family protein. Lineage: Eukaryota; Viridiplantae; Streptophyta; Magnoliopsida; Proteales; Nelumbonaceae. Gene Ontology annotation, molecular function: sucrose-phosphate synthase activity; sucrose synthase activity. The record is from RefSeq and is a predicted model, not a curated record. Gene Ontology annotation, biological process: sucrose metabolic process.